CUAGUUUGACUUCCUCUCUGCCGCCGGUUCUCUGACACGUUCCUGCUGCUGGACAUGACCAGCUGGUCCUGAGGGGUCCUGGACCAGGGUCUCAAGAUGAUCCGGAGACUUCCUCUGCUCGGCCAGCUCGGGAUUCAGCGUUUCCCGUUUGUCGUCCCCUCCACCCGGCUCCUGAGAACCAGCAGUGCGGGUCAGCCAUCAUGUGCAGCCGGCCCGGGCAGCAGGAGCCCGGGCAGCAGGCAGCUCCAGCCGGGCUGUGGGACCAGGGGCCUCAGCACCAUCAUCAGGGAGCCGUCCUUUGUGGCCAGCAGCUCUGUAGGACUCCACAAGGAUGCAGACAUCCCCCGGCUCCGUCUGACCCAGCUGCACCGACCCACCUCUGCAGAGGAGCAGGCUUUCCAGCAGGGUCUGGCCGACUGCUCCUCCUCCCGGCAGGUCCUCAGACUGCUGCGCUCGGUGGAGAUCUUGUCUGACACCAUGGCUGCUGAAGCGCUUCAUCGAGUGGCCGACCUGGAGCAGGGGGGAAAGUCACUGAAGGACCCCGCCGUGCUAGAGAAGGACACCAUCCGGGCCCUGUGCUUCCAGCUGGAGCAGGAUUCCGGGCGGCUGACGGAUGCUGGGUUGGUAUCUGCUCUCCUGGCCUGCACUCGCCUCUUCCUGGAUCCCUGGAGCACUCUGAUGGUGCGGCUGGUGUCUGAGAGCCAGGAGAGGCUCGACAGGGGGAAGAUGACUGUAGAUGAGCUGUGUACCUUAGGCCAGGCAAUGCUCGCCGUGGAGGGACCUGGCUGUGUGAUGCUGGAGCAGGUGAUGGAGGACAUCCAGAAGCUGGAACCUACCCAAUGGAGCCUAUCAGACCUCAUUGCAGUUUACAGGCUUCUGCAAGGUGGUGUGGGUGCAGAUGGAAAAUACAGAGACCUGUUGAAUGCCAUGCACACGCCUGCUCUGAGACUCAGCUCCCGUAUGAACCCUGAUGCUGUCAGCGGGCUGCUCAGUGCUCUUGUGACGCUGAACCAGACCCAGGCCAUGCCUCUGGUUAUCAGUCUGUGCAAACAGGCUGUGCGUCAUGUACCUCACUUCACCGAUGAGGAGCUCACCCUCGUGGUCGGGGCGCUAAUAUACUUUGGUCACAGCGAUCAUUAUUUUGUGGAGGCGAUGGAGAAGUAUGUCCCCACCAUGGCAUUCGCCUCCCACCCAGAGACGGUAACCACGGUGAUGCAGUUCUUUAGCCGGAGGAACAUCCUCUCCCCAACGGUGUUUGACGCCAUCGCGGAGAGCUUUGUGUACCGAGCGGAUGAGUACAGCACCAGCCAGGUGGCCAGGCAGAUCAUGGCUUUCGGGAAGCUGGGGUACCUCCCGCCAAACGCAGGCGAGGUGUUCAGGAAGGUGGAAACCAUCCUGCAUACGCGCUUUUCCCACUUCCAACCUCGAACACUGCUCAACCUGCUCCACGCCUGCGUCCUGGUGGAGAGGUUCCCCGUUAAUUUUGUCUCCAAGGUCUUCAGCAGUUACUUCCUGCAGCAGCUACAAGAGCAAGGCACAGGGAUGGAUCGGAUCGUCCUGGCAAAGCUGACUCAGCUCUACAUGACUGUGAAGCUAGAGUGUCCUUUCUAUCAGGGUCCCAAGCUGCUUCCAAAGUUCAGCGUUAAGUCUUUCCUCACGUCUGGGCGCUCCCUGGAGACGCCGGUGGAUGUACAUCUGUACAACUCUGUGAAAAAUGGACUGAUCGAGUUGCUCGGGGCUCGUGCAUACUUUGGAUCCAAUGUCCUCACGCCGUACUGCUACACACUCGACGUGGAGAUUAAACUUGAUGAGGAGGGAUAUGUGCUGACUGCCAGUCAAACUGACGAGGUGUACAGAAGGGUAGCUCUUUGUAUCGAUGGAUCAAAGAGGUUCACUACAAACAAGAGGCACCUGCUGGGAAAAGAAGCCAUCAAGCAGCGACACCUGAGGCUCCUGGGAUAUGAAGUUGUUCAGAUUCCUUACUAUGAAUUUGAAAAACUCAAAAGCAUGACCAGCGUGGUCGAGUACCUGCACCAGAAGAUCUUCCCUCACACGUACAGGCUGAGCUGGUGAUGACACAAAUGACUUUGCUUCAGAUGUGACAUCAUGAAUUGUUGCUUUUUUUUGAUUAAAAUAAAUCAAUAUUUAUUUUUGCUAAUAAGUCAGUCAAAUUAAGGUGUUUAAGUUAUUGAUUCUGUAC
Molecule: messenger RNA, 2200 nt
Organism: Limanda limanda (common dab)
Lineage: Eukaryota; Metazoa; Chordata; Actinopteri; Pleuronectiformes; Pleuronectidae
Gene: fastkd3
Product: FAST kinase domains 3
Exons: 7
Coding region: 97-2073 (658 amino acids)
Biological process (GO): mitochondrial RNA processing; regulation of mitochondrial mRNA stability
Cellular component (GO): ribonucleoprotein granule; mitochondrial matrix
Molecular function (GO): RNA binding
Source: RefSeq, a predicted model, not a curated record